Iphiclides podalirius (scarce swallowtail) is the source of this 4098-nucleotide messenger RNA. NCBI's taxonomy places the organism in Eukaryota, Metazoa, Arthropoda, Insecta, Lepidoptera, Papilionidae. The record is from the annotation of a GenBank genome assembly.
AUGGACGCCGGCUGGGUGAAGACCUACGACGAAUAUUAUUACGGAACAAGAACCUCUGUCAGCACAGCAAAUGUCCAACUCAUCUAUCACUCAGUUCUCUCCGAACUUCUCCACGAUAAAAGAAGAAAGUUCACAUUCUCGGAGACGGUGUACUUCUGGCGCUGGUGGAAGGAGCAGCGGCCUGCCACGCGUGCCACAUUCCGCGCGCUAGUUGCAGAGGGCCGGCUGGAGUUUGCAGGGGGUGGCUGGGUGCAGAACGACGAGGCCACAACCGACUACCUCCAGAUAAUCGACCAGUUCACAUGGGGUCUUCGAAAGCUCAACGACACGCUGGGCCCUUGUGGCAAACCGAAGGCGGCGUGGCAAGUGGACACCUACGGCCAUACCAGGGAGCAGGCCUCUUUGCUGGCUCAGAUGGGCUACGAUGGGUUGUUCAUAGGGCGCGUUGACCAUAAAGAGAGAGAAGCGAUGAUAGAAGAAGACAGGAUGGAGUUCAUGUGGCGUGGAAGCAAUAUCCUUGGCAAGAUGUCCGACAUAAUGACCCACAACCUUUUCAACUUAUACAACGCACCCGAAGGCUUCUGCUUCGAUUUCCUCUGCAGCGACGAGCCCAUCGUUGACGACCCUGACAGCCACGUUUACAACGCUGACACCAGGGUGAACGACUUCAUAGCGCAGAUUGAGCGACAGGCCAAGUACUACGACCACGACAAUAUAAUGGUCACCAUGGGGGGAGAUUUCACCUACCAGAGCGCCGCCAAUUGGUUCAUGAAUAUUGAUAAACUCAUCAACCACGUCACGACACAUCCCGCUAACCUGUCAGAUGUCAACGUGUUCUACUCCUCUCCGUCAUGCUAUUUGAAAGCUAUAUACAUGUAUGGGAGACGAGACAAAUCAGUUUUCACGGAGAAGGGUGACUAUUUACCAUAUGGCAGCGAUGCGACGACAUACUGGACAGGAUUCUACACAUCGAGACCAAGUAUCAAAUACUUGGCUAGGAAAUCUCACGUAUUUCUUCAGGUUGUGAAACAGUUGACGGUGAUAUCAAGGAUGGGCGAUUCUUACGAGCUACAUCUACUGCGACACGCCGUGAGCCUAUUGCUUCACCACGACGCAAUUACUGGGACAAGUCAACAGCACGUGACUGUUGAUUUUAUAAGAACUCUGACGGACGCCAUUGAUUCGUGUUCCAAGAAAGUUUCACAAUAUCUAAGCUCGUUAACACCAACAUGGGGUGGCAGUAGGCGGUCUAAAAACAGUCAGCAGUUCAUCAUCUGUCAUCAGCUAAACAUGAGCCAAUGUCGGUUCUCCGAGAGCCAGGACACUAUGUUGCUGCUGGUCUACAAUCCGUCAAGCGUGAAGACGUACUACCACGUCAGACUGCCCGCUAUAGCGAUGCACUAUUCGAUACGCGAUUAUAAUGACGAGGAGGUGGAAUACCAGCUGAUACCCCUGCCGGCGUCCGUAAUAAACCUGCCCGGGAGGAGCUCCGGCGCGAUCCAGGAACUGUGCUUCGAGGCUGAAAACAUCCCGCCGCUGGGCUACACGGCGUACUACAUUGCACCGAUAAGAGACCCAUUAGAGGAUUCGACAUUCUCGAAGAAGUCACACCACAACCUCGAGGCAGACCAGGAACUCGCCCCGACAAUUUCUAAUGAGUAUCUUAAAGUGACGAUAGACAAGGACACCGGCCUACUGGAGUCCAUCCAGCAUGUGGACGGCGUGAAGAUCAUGAUCUCGCAGAACUUCUAUUACUACAGCCAGACACAGCAGCCGUUGCAGUCUGGCGCAUACAGUUUCCGACCAUCAAAGAACAGACCCAUUCCUGUCACGGAGAAGGUGUCAUACCACGCGGUCCGGGGGUCCCUGAUCAAGGAAAUCAGACAGAGGUUCAGCGACUGGGCCACUCAAGUGAUCCGUCUGUACAGAGGCGAGGAGUUCAUAGAGCUGGAGUGGAUAAUUGGGCCGAUACCGGUCGGGAACGACCUCGGCAAAGAAGUUGUGAGCAUCCUAAAGACCAACAUAACGAACGCCGGCGAAUUCUACACGGACGCGAACGGCCGACAGAUGAUGAAACGCACCUGCUUGAAUUCCACCACCAGUCCACAGGUGAAGAAGCCCGUGGCGGCUUGCUACUACCCGGUGACGUCGCGCAUCUGCACUCGCUCAACGAACACCAGCGUCGAGCUGUGCGUGCUGACGGACAGAACGCAAGGCGGCACGUCUUACAACGAAGGCGAGAUCGAACUGAUGGUUCACAGGCGCCUACUGACCGACGACGGCUUCGGCCUGGAAGAAACCCUCAACGAGGAGGCGUACGGAGUGGGUCUUGUGGUUCAGGGCAAGCACAGACUGAUGUUUGGCAACUUCAGGCAAGAGAUGGAUGAGCAGACCUUCUCGGAGCGGGUGUCGUACACCGCGAGGAAAUGGUUGAUGCAGCCCUGGCUAUUCCUUGCUCCCGGUGAGAAGAUCAACAGGAGGAAGUGGCAGAACGUCAGGAAUAAAAGGUACUCGGCAAUCCGCAUGCACGGCCUGCCUCGACACAUUCACAUCAUAACACUGGAACCCUGGAAAGCAGGCUCCGUGCUGUUGCGACUUGAAAAUACCCUCGAAAGAACGGACAAAGAGAUAUACAAAAUGGACAAGGACACAAACGACGACUACGGGCAGCGGAGCAGCCACGUGGUGGUGGACCUUCGGAAGAUAUUCGGGCAGCACGAGGUGAAGAUGGUGCGGGAGACGACCCUCGCCGCCAACCAGUGGCUGGAGGAGGCCAGGCAAAUGGACUGGAGCACGAGAUACGUCUAUUCCGGUGGAGACGAAGGCAUUCUACCUGAGGACAACACAGACUACGUAGAUGAAAAAGUCGAACGAGCUGAAAGAAAGGACUCUGGCUUCUCGGAAGAAGACACUUACUUCGUGCGCAAGCAGCCGCGGAAGAAACUUGGUCUGUCGAACAAACUCAAGAACCAUCAGCGCAACAAGAGUUUCGAGGACAGGCGCAAACGGUCACUGAACAUCACUGAGAACCUAAUCGACGCAGUAGGCGACAACGCCAGCGUGCAAGUCGACAACAUCACGGGCGUGGAAACGAAAUCUCUCAACUACAGCGACAUCUACACGAGCGUGAAUCAACAUAUUGCUAGGAACGGCACGAAGCGGUCUGAGGCGGGCCGUACGCCUUACGCCAAGCUGGAUCUGAGUAACGACUUGGUGAGGAACAGGUUUAGCGCCGGCGCGAAGAGCGAACUCAGGCUGGACGUCCUCCGCACCAGAGUGAAGCCCGUGAGGUUCUUCGUGGACUGGGCCAACAGCUCUGACGAGGCGGGCACCUCUGAGGACGACUUCUCGUCGAACCUGAGGAAGCGGUCGGCCAGGAGGCGCAACGGGAGUGACAGCUCGAAGGGGAACAAACGAAUCGAAUAUUAUUCUGAAGAGCCCGACGACGGUAUAACACGUUCCAUGUACGAGAUGUACUACAAAAUCAGACCGAGCAACACAGUCAAAAUGCAUUCGGUGACUAUAAAUCCUGCCCACAGAAGAAAUAAAAAGGUUCGCGCAAAGGGCUCCAAAUACAACCACGAGGAGACCACGACCACGUCUACGGAACACACGACAAGAAAAUUGAAAAGGAAUAGGAAUAAGAGGAAGGGGAAGACCCUUUCUCCCGCUGAAAAUCCGUUCAAGGCAAAAAAGAAUGUAAGAAACAAUCAAGCGAGCGGAGACAGCGGCCAGGAAAACUUCAGCGAUACGGAAGAUAAGACAACAAAGACAAGACCACACAAAGAGUUUACACACAUCGCUCCAAAGUCGGAGCUGGCACAAUUAAGAGCGAAACGGCGUAAGGACAGAAGUCACCAGGAAUAUGAAGCCGGCGGGUCUAUCGACGAGGAAGAGUCAGAAGUUGACAGUGAAGAAGUCGGCGAGAAAUGGGAGAAUAACCGGAGAAAGAGGACUGCUGUGAAGGACGAAGACGGGCAGGAGAUCAGCAACGAGACCCAGGAGACGACAGAAUCUGAGUUCAUUGUGACCUUAAGACCGACGCAGAUACGCACAUUCAUCAUCUGGUUCAUCGACAACCGCAAGACCUACACGCUG